Molecule: messenger RNA, 1308 nt
Organism: Malassezia restricta
Lineage: Eukaryota; Fungi; Basidiomycota; Malasseziomycetes; Malasseziales; Malasseziaceae
Product: ethanolaminephosphotransferase
Exons: 1
Coding region: 1-1308 (435 amino acids)
Biological process (GO): phospholipid biosynthetic process
Cellular component (GO): membrane
Molecular function (GO): phosphotransferase activity, for other substituted phosphate groups
Source: RefSeq, a predicted model, not a curated record
AUGUACCACUUCCUAGGAGCAGAGCACCGGGCCCGCCUGAAGGAGUACAGGUAUGCGAGUCAGGGCUCGUCGCUCGUGUCGACAUAUGUGCUUGGACCGUACUGGAACUGGCUUGUGACCCUGUUUCCCCUGUCGAUCGCGCCCAAUACGCUCACGCUCAGUGGUCUGCUCCUAGUUGUCGCCAACUACUUCUCUUUGCUGUUUCUCGAUGGCGAGCUUGAGAAGGCUACGCAGUUGCGUGCGCAUACCUCUGUCCAGGAUGGAGCCUUACCGACGGUGCUACUGCUGCCUGGUGGCGGUCUGCCGGAUGCGCUACGAGCGACGCAGCCUACGACCGAGUCGCCCAUUCCGUCCUGGAUGCUCUUCGUGUGGGCUAUCUGCCUAUUCCUGUACCAGAGCAUGGAUGCCAUUGACGGAAAACAGGCACGCCGAACGGGCAUGGCCGGUCCCCUAGGCGAACUGUUCGAUCAUGGCUGCGAUGCUUUAAAUACGAUGCUGGAAGUCGUGCUCGCCGCGUCUGCCCUCGGCUUUGGCCGUUCGUAUUGGACCCUCAUCUGCCUCAUUUGUUCGUUGACCAGCUUCUUUCUCACGACGUGGGAAGAGUAUCACACGCAUGUGCUGUUCCUGUCGUCGUUCUCCGGCCCUGUGGAGGGCAUUCUCAUCAUCUGUGCGCUGUAUACGUGCGCUGGCGCGUUUGGCUCCGGCGUGUUUGUUCAGGGCGUCCUGAAUGUGCUGCGCGUCUCGCACAUCGACUGGGUCCGCACGCAUAUCGCAUGGGCGAAUGUGCCGCUGGGUGAUCUGGUGAUGCUGCUCGCGUGUCUGGGCCUCUUGGUCAAUGCAUGGCAGGCGUACCGCAACGUCCGAGGCCACUGUCGCUCACAGCACAUGUCGACGCUCGCGCCGUUAGCAGGCCUUGUGCCCUUCGUGAUCCAAAUUGUGUCGCACAUGGCCUGGGCCUCUGGUCGCGAUGCACAGGUCAUGGUGCAUGGCCACCUCUUUAUGGCCUUCCUCAUGACCUGGGGCCUGAGUUUUGCGUACCUUGUGGGCCUCGUGAUCCUGGCUCAUGUGUGCCGCACGCCGUACCCGUACUGGAACGUAUUCAUGCUGCCGAGCAUGGUGCUGGGCCUCGAUGCGUGGCUUCCGCAGCCCAUCCUUCAGGCCACGCUCCCCCAGACCGUGCAGCGUGUGUACUACGUGCUAGGCCUGACCAUCGCCGGCUACGCCUACUUUGUGUACGAUGUGAUUCGCACGAUCACGACUGAAACAGGCAAGCCAUGCUUCCGUGUGGUAAAAGCACACGAGCAGUAG